AUGACCUCCACACGUGCUAUGGAUGAUGAAGAAAUGAUGGAUACUGGUUUUCAAGAUCAUCCCAGGUCCCGGCAUCGGCCUGCCGGGCCUGGCCAGAGACCAUACAGCAGAGACCUUCAAGCUUGGCCCAGGGAUGUGGACUCGAAUACCUUGCUGGGACAAUUUUCCUUCGCACCAGCAACACAGACGACGGUUGUCACCACCACUACAACUACCACCACAAAGUUCCCACCAUUCCUCAUGCGUCCUCCACAACGUAUGCAAGACUUAGACCUCAAGCAUUACCCUCUUGCGGCUAGCCCCACACCCACCAACCUAAAGAAGAUUCAUUUCGAGAUAGGAGGGAAACAGACGGUCUUUCAGGAGGCUGAAGAUACAACUUUGGCAUUGGAACAGUUGGAAGAAGAACAGCGUAAUCUUCGAAGUUCGAACGGGACUAUCCAAACCGUCGAGACCUUUCAACCUUGGGCCGAUGUACCUAAUGGAGGCUCCGAGAUCACAUCUCUCCAUAGAAGAACUCAAAAACGACCUGCCUCUCCUGAAUCCAUUACCGAUAACGAUGAGAAUGGGGACUUGCCAGGAUCGUCAUUGACAUCAAGUCAUGCAGGUCCUUCGGCAGGGCCUGAAGAUGGACAGGAUCGAGAUAUCUCUCAUCCAUAUUCCCGCUUUCGGGACAUGCAGACUUCGAAUCCAAUAACACCGGAAAGCCUGCCGAAACUUUCAAGAGGAAUUCGUCAACGCAUGGCGAGAGACAAUAUGAAUCCAUUUAGACACUCAACUACACUGCUUCCAUCGCCGAGCAUGGAUCAACAAUCAACCUUUCAAGAACCUCCGUCCAUGACGCCUAAGCCUAGCCAACAGCAUCCGUCAGGGGUGGAAGAUGGACCGAGCAUUGCCACUGAUCGAACGACGCUUAGUCGAAUGAUGCGUAGGGGCUCCUCACAAGAGACUGCAGUUCCUACUCCUCCCAUUGAUGAGGGGACUGAACUUUCUUCGACGAGAUCCAUGAGCAGACGCACGCUGUCCUCCGUACCGGCCAGGCUACACGUUGCAGAAAGUCCAUCUGCCCAGGAUGGAAGUCUUCCUAGUCCGAGUCUUUCGCCAGUCACGGCCGCCGCUACGCUUCAAAAUGCUGGAUACUUCGCCGAUGUUGAUUCUAAUUCUGAAAUUGCUUCACAGCAAGGCAUAGCAGCAGGGGCGACUGCAAUUGAACGACGGUCAUCAAACCCCUUUCGCCGAUCUCAGGCUGUCGAGCGGAUUCCGCAGCACGACUCUCGGCGGCCUGUUCGAUUUGCAACUGGAUCGGUUACAGAUAUUCCGGCCAUGCUCGACUAUUUUGAAGCGAUUCCUGACGAGCUCAAGAGUUAUGUAAUGCACCAAUUGCUUCGUCGCUGCCCCAAGCCAACUCUCCAGAUAGUCGCAGAUGCCGUCAACCCGGCUUUGAAGUGCGAUUUCCUCACGCUUCUGCCGCCCGAGCUGGCUCUUCACGUCUUGAAAUUCCUGGAUGUCAAGACUUUGUGCAAAGCAGCUCAAGUCUCCAAGAAGUGGCGGCAGAUGAUCAACAGCGAUGAAACAGCCUGGAGAGAUCUUUUCGAGGCGGAUGGCUACACUCUACCGGAAGGUGAACUACAACAGGCCAUCAUGGAAGGUUGGGGCUGGCAAGAUCCGUAUGGUCCACAAGGCUAUGAACAAAAUCUCAGCUAUACGAACAACCCGAAGUCCGAGGCCGAGGCCAACCCGUCGUCCCCCUCAACCCCACAGUCCCAGAACCGAUUUAGUGGCAUCCUUCGCCGAUCCAAGCGGAAGGCAGCAACGAUGCUAUCCAGUCGCAAUAAGAUGGUCAAACGCAAGAAUUUCUCACGUGAAGACACGGUUGACGUCGCUUCAGUUGAUUGGAUGAAUCACGUUUCCUCUGCGGAAGGCCCUAAUAACGCCGCGAAUGCCGCAAUUCUGGCCGUGCCGCAUCCCAACGUCGGUUUACCGAACCUGAAAGGACUCCAUCUCUACAAAUCACUUUAUCGAAGACACCAUCUUAUCAGAAGAAACUGGAUGUUCGAAGACACGAAACCCCAGCAUAUCGCCUUCCGUGCUCACGACACACACGUCGUGACUUGUCUCCAAUUUGACACCGACAAGAUCUUGACCGGAAGUGACGACAACAACAUCAAUGUCUACGAAACCAAGACUGGCAUCCUGAGGGCCGUCCUGACUGGCCAUGAGGGAGGAGUUUGGGCUUUGCAAUACGAGGGGAACACUCUCGUGUCUGGCUCAACCGACAGAUCAGUUCGCGUAUGGAAUAUCCAGGAAGGGCGCGAAACCCAUGUCUUCCGUGGACACACUUCAACCGUGCGAUGUCUUCAAAUCGUCAUGCCCGUCAAGGUGGGCGAAAACACAGACGGAAAGCCGAUCAUGAUGCCUAAGCAAGCGCUUAUCAUCACCGGAUCUCGCGAUUCUACGCUCCGCGUUUGGAAACUUCCCCGGCCAGAUGAUCCUGUCUACAUUCAGGCCGAAAAUGACACCGACGUAGAUGACUGUCCUUAUUUCGUCCGAACACUGACCGGUCAUCAACAUUCGGUAAGGGCUAUAGCCGCCCAUGCUGACACUUUAGUGAGCGGGAGUUAUGACUGCACCGUCCGCGUCUGGAAAAUCUCCACUGGUGAGACUAUUUACCGUCUGCAAGGCCACACACAGAAGGUUUACAGCGUUGUUCUCGAUCAUGCGCGCAAUCGUUGCAUAAGUGGUUCAAUGGACAAUAUGGUACGCAUCUGGGAUUUAAACACUGGCUCCCUCAAAUAUUCCUUGGAAGGACAUACAUCUCUCGUUGGGUUGCUCGAUUUGAAUUGCGAUAAACUCGUUUCGGCAGCGGCGGACUCGACCCUGAGGAUCUGGGACCCGGAGAAUGGGCAGUGCAAAGCUACCUUGAGUGCACACACUGGUGCUAUCACCUGCUUCAAACACGACGGUCAGAAAGUGAUCUCGGGAUCGGACAGAACUUUAAAGUUGUGGAAUAUCAAGACUGGCGACUGCAUCAAGGAUCUCUUGUCGGACCUCAGCGGAGUCUGGCAAGUCAAGUUUGAUGAACGUCGGUGUGUUGCUGCCGUCCAGCGAGAUGGAUUGACUUACAUCGAGGUUUUGGAUUACGGCGCAGCUCGCGACGGCAUCCCUGAACAUAACCUCGGUCGACGUAUCGUUGUUGACGCGGACGGCUUUGAAGCAAACGAUGACGGCGGAUAUCUUGACUUGGACGGCACUGCGGAUGCGUGA
Messenger RNA from Rhinocladiella mackenziei CBS 650.93, 3264 nucleotides. RefSeq lists its product as uncharacterized. Lineage: Eukaryota; Fungi; Ascomycota; Eurotiomycetes; Chaetothyriales; Herpotrichiellaceae. The coding region runs from base 1 to 3264 and encodes 1087 amino acids. The record is from RefSeq and is a predicted model, not a curated record. The transcript has 3 exons. Gene Ontology annotation, molecular function: protein binding.